Messenger RNA from Impatiens glandulifera, 879 nucleotides. Its product is annotated as patellin-4-like. Lineage: Eukaryota; Viridiplantae; Streptophyta; Magnoliopsida; Ericales; Balsaminaceae. The record is from RefSeq and is a predicted model, not a curated record. Gene Ontology annotation, molecular function: lipid binding.
AUGUUGCGCUUCAAGGGGAGGAAUGAUUCCUCGCCGGAAAACCAGAAACCAGACUCAUUUUCAGCGGUUUCUCAAACUGGUUUUGCAACAGCGAGUAAGAGAUCUCGUUACCAGAAAGCCUUUGGAAUAGAGGAGAAAAGAGACAACUUUUUAAGAUGGAGGUUUCAAUUAAUGGAGAAAGGUAUCCAAGAACUCGAUUUCAAACCAGAAGGUAUCAAUUCCUUGCUUCAAAUCAAUGAUCUGAAAAACUCUCCUGGCCCAUCUAAGAAAGAGCUUCGUUUCGCCACAAAACAAGCUGUUCAUCUUCUCCAAGACAAUUACCCAGAAUUCGUAGCCAGAAACAUAUUCAUCAAUGUCCCAUUCUGGUACUAUGCAUUCAACGCCCUUUUCUCUCCUUUCCUAACCCAAAGAACCAAGAGCAAAAUGGUGGUCGCCCGUCCGGGAAGAACAACAGAGACUCUUCUGAAGUUCAUUCCAAUUGAAGAAAUUCCUGUUGAAUAUGGAGGUUUCAAGAGAGAUAAGAAUGAUUCAAAGUUAUGGGUUGAAGAUAACAAUUUUUAAGAGCUUAUAGUAAAAGGUGGAUCAAUUGAAACAAUUGAGAUAGCUGCACCAGAGAUUGGAACAACAUUUGAAUGGGAUUUGACAGUUUUGGGAUGGGAAGUGAACUAUAAAGAAGAGUUUGUUCCAAGUGAUGAAGGUUCUUAUAGUAUUAUCAUUCAAAAGGUGAAGAAAUUGGGUUUAAAUGAGGGACCAAUUCGAAACACAUUCUGUAACAAUGAACUUGAAAAGAUUGUUAUUACUGUUGAUAACAAUGGAAGCAAGAAGAAGAAGAUGAAGAAGGUUCUGUAUCGACACAAGACUAAGAAUGCAGCUGAAUGA